Bradysia coprophila is the source of this 831-nucleotide messenger RNA. RefSeq names its product MIT domain-containing protein 1-like. The record is from RefSeq and is a predicted model, not a curated record. Lineage: Eukaryota; Metazoa; Arthropoda; Insecta; Diptera; Sciaridae.
UAUCAGCUGAUUCUGUGAAUAACGACAAUGCUUGCACUUUUUUGUUUGGAAACAUCAAAUCGUAACAUUGAGUCUUUGUGGUUUAAAUUAAUGUUAAGAUUGCAAUAAUGAGUGCAGUUGAAUUAUUACAAAAGGCUGUGAGACUAGAUACAAGCGGCCGUAUGUUGGAGGCGUUAAAAUUGUAUCAGUCAGGUAUCGACGAGCUGUUAAAGAUUUGCAAAAUUGAAGAAGAUGCAGCUAAGAAAUUACGCUAUCAGGAUAAACUCAAAGAAUACAUGACACGAGCUGAACAAAUCAAGGAGUUGUACAAAUCUCAAAUUUCAAAGGGUCAAAUCGUGGACAAACGACAUAUCAUUGAAAAUUCAACGGGAAAUAGUUACGAAUCCGUUUUCGGAAAAUAUCUAAAAGACGAUGUCACAGAAAUUUCACUCGACGAACCGUACAUUCGAGAGCAUUAUCAAUUGGUCAAUUUAGUUAAGUUCUGUGAACUCGUCGUCCUGAAAUGUCGAAAUCUUAGAUAUAUUCACGUUACAACUUCCAAGGACGCUAGAGAUAAUUCGGACCAAACGAAGGCCUUCGCAUCAUUAGUUAAAAGUUUAAAGAGUCGAGCCAUUACCAUGAACAUCGAAUUUUCGGACCACAUUCAUGAUCGUCAAAUCAUACUAAACAACGGAUACGUCAUCAAAAUUGGCCGCGGAUUAAAUUAUUUCAAACCGACUGCAUCUCGUUUCGAGUUGGGAUGCUUUGACUAUGAAAUGCGUGAAUGUAAAGAGACUAAUGUUGAUGUGUUUUUUUGUCCCGAGAAUAAAAAUUGAAAAUCAACCGACUUUU